AUGACCUAUAGACAUCUCGCAAAAGAUGAUCAAUGUAGCAGAUGUCAAGCAAGCAGUGAGACCGUCAACCAUUUGUUGUUUACUUGCCCAUACGCUCAGUUGACGUGGGCUCUAUUCCCAAUCGCGGCCUCUCCUGAUGGAGUUCUGGAUGAAUCGCAAUACUCUAAUCUUUACAGAGUACUCAACAUUGGUAGUUCCUUCCCAGCUGAGAAAAGUUUUGAGGAAUUGGUGCCUUGGAUUCUUUGGAGGUUGUGGAAAAGUAGAAAUUAUUAUAUCUUCAAGGGGAUUGACAGGGAUGCUCGUGACCUUGUGAUAAAGGCUAAAGCUGAUGCAGAGGAAUGGAGGAACAGAACGGAGGAUGAGAUUGCUGUAUCCACCACGCAUAUCCCAGCUAUGUGUCAGACUAAAUGGAUCCCGCCUCCACCUUUAUGGGUGAAAUGUAAUACUGAUGGUGCCUGGCCACAGAACGGAAGAGGUGGCAUGGGCUGGGUUCUACGUGAAUGUUUUUAUGGAUGGGAGCAAGAGCUAUACCUAAAUUACGUACACCCUUGGAAACUGAACUGGAAGCAUUGA
This is a messenger RNA of Eutrema salsugineum, 573 nucleotides long. RefSeq lists its product as uncharacterized. The transcript has a single exon. The record is from RefSeq and is a predicted model, not a curated record. Bases 1 to 573 code for a protein of 190 amino acids. NCBI's taxonomy places the organism in Eukaryota, Viridiplantae, Streptophyta, Magnoliopsida, Brassicales, Brassicaceae.